AAGAGGUAGCUGUCACGAUGCAUCUAGACAUGUGAACACCUUCCUAGAAAUGACAAACGUCUGCGGUUCAGGACAACCAGCAAGUAACAUAACAAUUUAUCAAGGGAGAACGUUCCUGGUAGUAUCAUGGCGUGAGAAGGGGGUGACAUAAGGUCAGGGAAAGAGACAUGACAUGAUGUAGGCGGAUGAGCUCAUGUUGAAGCCUCUCAGGUCAUGUGCACGGGUCCUACACCUGUUGGUUUGGAAUGGUGGGCCCUGAAACCUCUGAAAGAGAUCUGGGUGGAGCUGCCUUGGCUGCUGGCUAUAAAUCCCUGUGAGAAUUGGGACUGAGAUGGAUAGCUCCUCUCUCUCCACAUUACACACUCAUCAUCCUUCCAUCACCAACACAGCUCCCUGCAGCCUACGGAACUCAAAUUACCCAUCCGAACUUUAUUCCCAGCGUCCGCCACAUCCUGUUUUACAGCCACGGUUUGAAAUAUGGAAUUGGAGAUGGAAAACAAGGUGAAAUGGGCCACGGAGAUCAUUGACCAGAAGCUGGAACUUGAGAAUGAGAUGAUGAAACCUCGUUUUCGGAAGAUUGGCGUGAUUGACAUGGAGUGCAAUGGAUUCAUUGAGGAGAACGUCAAGACCCCACUCAAUCGAAGUAUUGCCAAUUUGAAGGGUGAUGAGCGGGUGAGGAAGACGUCGGUGGACUUGCGGAAGGAAAUUGUGGAUGUUGGUGGGAUCCAGAACCUCAUAGAAAUACGCAAGAGGAGACAGGAGCGCAAGAAAAGGAUGUCACAAGUGGCAGCGCCACCGCCGGAACCAGAACCAGAGGAGAUUACCGGCCCGAUCAAUCCAGAUGUGUACCUGAAGGCCGCUGUAGAAGGCAAGAUGAAUAUAAUCGAGAAGUUCUUGGAGGAUGGAGGUUCUCCAGACACUUGUGAUGAGUUCAAGAGAACAGCUCUGCACAGGGCGGCCAUGGAAGGUCACAUAGAAAUCGUCCAGAAACUCAUAGACAGUGGCUCCUCCGUCAACUUCAGAGACCGGCUGGACAGCACGGCCAUUCACUGGGCCUGCCGCGGGGGCAAGCUGGACGUCAUACAACUUCUGCAGCAAAAUGGGGGCGAUAUCAAUCUGAAAGACAAGGUCCUUAGCACCCCGCUACACGUUGCCACACGUACUGGGCAAGCUGAUAUUGUGGAACAUCUGAUUGCCACAGGGGUGGAUAUAAACUCCAAGGACAGGGAAGGAGACACGGCGCUGCAUGAUGCGGUCAGGCUGAACCGGUACAAAGUUAUCAAAAUGCUGAUAAUACACGGAGCCAACAUGAUGGCGAAAAACGGAGAUGGUAAGACCCCUACAGAACUUGUGCAGCAAUGGCAGGCAGACACCCGGGAAGCGCUGGUGAAACGGACAAACCACGGCUCAGAGAAGCAGGUGUAAUGUGGAGCCCAGUCGUCUACUGUGUUAUUUAUUGCUGCAAUGCAGAUGGUAGGGGCAGUCUGCAUGUGAUUAGCAAGUGCUUCAGAAAAUUAUUUUUUUAAUGCAGAUUGUUUGAUAUAGUGUAUUUAUGUACAGCCAUUUAUUUCCUUGUUAUAUUGUAUGAUUACUGUAAAAACCUUGCUGCUUAGCAUAAUAAAGACAAAAUGUGUAUCUUGUGACCAGAA
Molecule: messenger RNA, 1649 nt
Organism: Pseudophryne corroboree (corroboree frog)
Lineage: Eukaryota; Metazoa; Chordata; Amphibia; Anura; Myobatrachidae
Gene: ANKRD2
Product: ankyrin repeat domain 2
Exons: 9
Coding region: 478-1425 (315 amino acids)
Cellular component (GO): cytoplasm
Molecular function (GO): protein binding
Source: RefSeq, a predicted model, not a curated record